Messenger RNA from Daphnia pulex (common water flea), 2214 nucleotides. RefSeq names its product serine/threonine-protein kinase Sgk2-like. Gene Ontology annotation, biological process: protein phosphorylation. NCBI's taxonomy places the organism in Eukaryota, Metazoa, Arthropoda, Branchiopoda, Diplostraca, Daphniidae. The record is from RefSeq and is a predicted model, not a curated record. Gene Ontology annotation, molecular function: phosphatidylinositol binding; ATP binding; protein serine/threonine kinase activity. Bases 100 to 1800 code for a protein of 566 amino acids. The transcript has 9 exons.
GUGAUAUUUAUCAAGACAUUUAAUUCAUAGUGCCUUAAAAAAAAUUAAUUGAAUCAAGAUAGUUAUAUUCUGCACGUACAAAAAUCAAGAGUCAACAAGAUGCACAAAAUCACGUCACAUUUCAUGUCCAUAGUUCGACCAGUUUUGACGGUGGAGAACACAUCGCCCACGAGGAAACCCACACUGACGGCCCUUGUCAUUUCGGCCCAGGUUAUGGAAACAGCCAGCAAGAAAUACGCCGUUUAUCACGUCGAAAUGAAGGAUGCAGGGCGCUCGUGGGACGUAUACCGGCGCUACACUGAAUUUUGCCGGCUCCACGCCGUCCUAAAGAAACAGAUAGCUGGACUCAAUCUGAAAUUACCGGGGAAGCGACUCUUUGGGAGUAAUUUCGAUCCAGCCUUUUUAAAAUCACGUUGUGACGGACUAACAGAGUACAUCCGGCUCAUAAUCAACGACGGCCGACUCCUCUCCAUACGGGAAGUGAGGGAGUUCCUGUCGCUGGACGAACGCAGCAACGCCAAGAAAUCGGCCAAUUCUGACGACAGUGGCGUCGAGACGAGUAGCGGCAAUGAGUCAGGUGGUGACGGCCGACAGGCCACCCGCAGCAGCGAAGAGGAUGAAAAUGAAUCAGACGAGUCUCGACCCGGUUCCGCCAUGAUUAACAUCACGACCACAACGACGACUAACCACCAUCUCAGCAUCACCCAGCAACGUUCCGUCCCCAUCGUCAAAGGAAACAUUAAUCUAGGACCCUCCGAACGGCCGUUGAAACCGGAUGAUUUUGAAUUCCUGCGAGUGCUCGGCCGGGGCAGUUUCGGCAAAGUUCUGCUGGCCCGUCGUUAUGCCGACCAGCAUCUCUACGCCGUCAAGGUCUUGGAGAAAAGGGCCGUCGUGAGACGCAACGAGACUCAGCACAUUAUGGCCGAGCGCAACGUGUUGCGCAACAAUCAACUCCACCCCUUUCUAGUCUCUCUGCACGCCUCUUUUCAGACCAGGGAGAAACUUUAUUUCGUUCUCGACUUUGUCAACGGUGGAGAGUUAUUUUUCCACUUGCAAAGGGAACGGCAUUUCAGCGAGGCCCGGGCCCGUUUCUACAGCGCCGAAAUGGCCUCUGCCUUGGGCUAUUUGCACUCUGCCGGCGUAGUGUACCGCGACUUGAAGCCGGAAAACAUUUUGCUGGACAGCGAAGGCCAUUUGGUGCUGACAGAUUUCGGCCUGUGUAAGGAAGGUUUGGUGGAUAGCGACCAGACGACGGCCACAUUCUGCGGCACGCCCGAGUACUUGGCGCCGGAAGUCAUCCGCAAAGAGGCCUACGGUCGGUCGGUCGACUGGUGGUGUCUAGGCGCCGUCCUCUACGAGAUGCUCUACGGCCUGCCGCCCUUUUACAGCCGCGACACGGCCGUCAUGUACGACGCCAUUCUCAACAAGCCGCUCCACUUUCGCGAUCACAUUCAAGUCUCCACGGCCGGCAAAGAUUUACUCAGUGCCUUGUUACAGAAAGACGGGCGAACUCGUCUGGGUUCGGGUCCAGCCGAUUUCGAUGAUGUGCGCAAUCACGCCUUUUACCGCAGUUUGAAUUGGGACGAUUUGAUGCAGCGCAAAAUGACUCCGCCGUUCCGUCCCGAAUUGAGUGACGCUUACGAUUUGCGCAACAUUGAUCCGGAAUUCACGAGAGAACCUGUGCCGGCCUCUUUGCUCCAAGCCCGUUCCGUCCGCGCCGCUUCGUCGUUGGGUUGCAACCGUGACGGCGACAAUGUCUUUGCCGGAUUUUCCUAUGUGCCCACUACCCUCAUAAAUUAAUUGAAAAAUGAAUCAAGAGAGAAAUUAUUAAUUAAAAACAAAUUUCCGUUCCCAUUGUCAUCCCCACCACCCUCCAACCCACAGAAUCCAACGCGUUUUACGAAUGGAAAUCAUUCCGCACUGUUCGUGCUAGUCCCUCGUUUAUAUCAAUUAUAACCUUACUCACUCCUACGUUUACUUUACCUAGUCCUAUUUGUGCCAUCACACUUGAGAAACAAUUCCACGAUUAUAACUUUCAUCACCCAAAUACUCUACGGGCCAAAACAAAGAAAAUUGUGUGUGUGUUAAUAGUCCCACCCCUUUAUACCGGCAUGUUUUUGUUACCUUUCCUACUUUUUCGUCUUCUUUUCGGUUUGAAAUUUCCCCUAAUUACCAAAAUGUUUGAGAAAAAAAGAAACCCACGUUGAAUUUAAA